GAUCGACGGUAACGCCACCUGCGGGCACGCUCACGCAACCAGCGCCCGCCGGUCUCAUUCGCUACUUCUUGUUUAGUGCGUUUCCGAGCAGCCGCCAAAAGCCAAAAAAAUCAUGUCUGACGACAACUCACCCGUUGCUGAGGAGAAGAAGAAGGGCAGGGGCCGCCCCGCCAAGAAGGACGUUGGAGAGGAGAAGAAAGAAACCCCCGCCGCCAAGAAGCGCGGUCGCACUCCUGCCGAGAAGUCUGAGGAGAAGAGUGGCCCCUCACCCGCCAAGCGGGGACGCGGAAGGCCAAAGGGCUCCGGGAAGAAAGCAGCCUCUAAGGCGAAGGCAAAGAAGUCGACCAGUUCAGGUCGCGGACGUGGCCGGCCUCGCAAGGCGGACAAGGAGGAGAAGGAGGCCGAGAGCGCCGGCGAGGAGGAGGAGGAGGAGGAUGACGCUGAAUAAACUGUCCGGCAGGGUCGUGUUGCAGAAAAAUUGAUUGUACCAUUACUACCGUUUGUGUGUCACCAGUCGAAAUUCUCAUUCAAACUCAUGCAUACAUAAACAUGAACCGCGUAGCAAUGUAAAAGUGGCCUUUUCCGGGCCUUUUCCCGCCACUUGUUAAUUUUGUCUCUCGUCUCGGCGCCAUCUCCGACCGACACAACUUUUAAUAGCAUGACGUCUUGUGCUUAUAAUUUUUAAUUUUUUGUGAGUGUGAACUAAAGAUUCUGCCGAUCAUUCGUGUCUCGUAGACGAAAAAUUAUUAUUGGAUCAGUGUUUGACGUGCGUUCAUCGAUCGUAGUCCGAGCUGCUUUUGGUUUUCCCCCCGGCGGCGGCAAGCCGUCAUCAAGUGCAAGUACAAAUUCUCCGACUCAAACAACCUUCAAAAAGGGAAGAAACAAACGCAACUCUGGUUGCUUACUUUGAAAGUAUUAAGAAGCUACGCCUGAAACGAAUCUCGAGCACGAAAUUAAUUUGCAGCCCGACGAAUCGUGUUUCUUAAUCGAUAGGUUUUUUUUUUAUUAAUAAAUGUCUUUGAGCGCGGCGUUGCGCUGCCCUGGCCCUGGCCCUGGAUGCAAUGCAAUUUUGGCUAGCUAGCAACUCGCGCGCGCACACCUGGCCCUGAGGUGCAAGCGGUAGUCCAGGCUGCCUCUUUUAUUUUUGUAUUCUUUCAACUUCCAACAACUCACUUCAUGGUAGCCAUAUUAAAUUUUAAGAGAUGAAUGUGUAAUUCAGGUCACAAUAAACAACAUAACACAAAG
This is a messenger RNA of Cloeon dipterum, 1245 nucleotides long. Its product is annotated as high mobility group protein HMG-I/HMG-Y-like. Gene Ontology annotation, cellular component: chromatin; nucleus. Lineage: Eukaryota; Metazoa; Arthropoda; Insecta; Ephemeroptera; Baetidae. Gene Ontology annotation, molecular function: DNA binding. The transcript is spliced from 4 exons. Bases 113 to 448 code for a protein of 111 amino acids. Gene Ontology annotation, biological process: regulation of DNA-templated transcription. The record is from RefSeq and is a predicted model, not a curated record.